UAAUUUAUUAAAAAACAAGUGUUGAUUAAAAUUAGAAAUGUCUGAACAUGGGGCUGCUCUACAAACCUAUAAUCAAGAGUUAGUGAAAUGUCUAGAAGAGUUAAAAAAUAAGCGAAAUGCGUUGCAAGUGAUCAUUGAACGAGAAGAAAAUGAAAAGAUGCAACUAGAGAAAAACAUGAAAGUCAUACAAGACAAACUACAGUCAUGCAAUAAUAAAUUAAUUCAACACAUAAGAAUAAGAAAUAAUUACGACCAGACAAUAAAAGAAACAGAAGUUGGCUUUAAAAAGAUAUUAGAGAGUUCUCAAACCUUAUUAAACCUUGUUCAACAUGAAGCAGGCAAACUUAACACCUGUAUCGACUCAUUAUGCAAAAUUAGCAGCAUACAAUACAAUGCCUCGUGUGAUUGAUUAAUUUUAAGUAGAACAAGUAUGUAUAUUAUAUUUAAUAACUGUUUUAAUACAAUUUUUGGACUUUUAAAUGCUGU
This is a messenger RNA of Agrilus planipennis (emerald ash borer), 486 nucleotides long. RefSeq names its product Sjoegren syndrome nuclear autoantigen 1 homolog. NCBI's taxonomy places the organism in Eukaryota, Metazoa, Arthropoda, Insecta, Coleoptera, Buprestidae. Bases 38 to 409 code for a protein of 123 amino acids. The transcript has 3 exons. Gene Ontology annotation, cellular component: centrosome; ciliary basal body. The record is from RefSeq and is a predicted model, not a curated record.